Cadophora gregata is the source of this 1602-nucleotide messenger RNA. RefSeq lists its product as uncharacterized. Lineage: Eukaryota; Fungi; Ascomycota; Leotiomycetes; Helotiales; Ploettnerulaceae. The record is from RefSeq and is a predicted model, not a curated record. Gene Ontology annotation, molecular function: copper ion binding; oxidoreductase activity. The coding region runs from base 1 to 1602 and encodes 533 amino acids. The transcript has 8 exons.
AUGCAAGGCGCACGGACUGAUAUUUGUAGUGUCAUCCGGGUUUAUGAUUUCACCAUCACCAGAGGUUGGGCAGCACCAGAUGGAUAUUACAAAGACGUGAUGCUGGUUAACAACCAAUUUCCUGGACCGCUGAUCGAAGCGAACUGGGGCGACACGAUCCAAGUCACCGUACAUAACCAAAUCACGGAUCCUGAGGAAGGGACAGCCCUCCACUGGCACGGUAUUUUGCAGAAAGAGAUGCAAUGGAUGGAUGGUGUGCCGGGAGUUCAACAAUGUCCAAUCGUGCCAGGAGGCAGUUUCACCUACUCAUUUCUUGCGGACCUUUAUGGCACUACUUGGUAUCAUUCCCACUACAGUGGACAGUACGCUGGAGGUGUGGUAGGGCCACUUAUCAUUCAUGGUCCUAGCACGGUUGCAUACGAUACAGACGUUGGACCGAUUAUCUUAAGUGACCACUAUCACCAUGAAUAUUUUGACAUUGUCAAGGAUACUAUGUCAACGGACAUCAACAAAGUCAUCCAACUUUCGGAUAACAAUCUCAUCAACGGAAGGAACAGCUUCGACUGCACUAAGAAGGCUGUUGGCGACACUCGGCAGUGCUUCAGCAACGCUGCUACUUCCAAAUUCAGAUUCUAUCCAGGGAAGGUCCACCGGCUUCGCUUAAUCAAUGCUGGUGCUGAAGCGACAAUGAUGUUCUCAAUAGAUGGCCACACCUUGAAGGUCAUUGCCAACGACUUUGUUCCUAUAAUACCUUACGAUACUAAAGUCGUUACCCUCGGCGUCGGCCAAAGGACAGACAUUCUAGUGACAGGGCUGGCGGGGACACCGACUCCGGUCGUGAUGCGAUCCUAUAUUGCAGCAUGUUCACUAUUCAAUCAACAGGUCGCGAAAGCCAUGGUCUAUUACCGGACUCAGGAUGCAGCUACAGCGAUGCCGAACACAAUUCCAUGGCCAGAAUUUACAACUGCAGUCGCUAAUCAAUGUGGCAAUGACGCCUUGGCUUUAACGAAACCAUGGUACCCUAUCACACCAGCCGCAGUUCCAUCUACAACGCGCAAUGUAGCUAUCAAUUUCGGUCAGAAUGCAUCAGGAAACUGGCUCUGGACAAUGGACGGAUCCUCUUUCCGCGUGAACUACAAUCAGCCCGUCCUCCUCCUUUCCAAAAUGGGCAACAAUUCCUUCCCGAGAAACUGGAAUAGUUACAACUUCGGUUCCAACGCUACGGUCCGCAUCCACAUCCAGAACCCGACCGUUGCAGCGCAUCCCAUGCAUCUUCACGGCCACAAUUUCUGGGUUUUAGCCGAAGGUACCGGAACGUGGGACGGAACCAUCAUCAAUGCUGCAAACCCACAACGCCGCGAUGUGCAGAUGGUACGUGCCGGAGGGUACCUUGUCAUGCAGAUUAAUCAGGAUAAUCCGGGUGCUUGGCCGUUGCAUUGUCACAUCGCUUGGCACGUCUCCGCUGGUCUUUAUAUUACAGUUCUAGAACGUCCUGCUGAUAUUGCUAAUCUUCCAAUUCCAUCUAUCAUGGCGCAGACCUGUAGAGACUGGGCGGCUUAUACAAAUACGACUGUUGUAGAUCAGAUUGAUUCUGGGUUGUGA